Molecule: messenger RNA, 1621 nt
Organism: Myxocyprinus asiaticus (Chinese sucker)
Lineage: Eukaryota; Metazoa; Chordata; Actinopteri; Cypriniformes; Catostomidae
Product: doublesex- and mab-3-related transcription factor B1-like
Exons: 4
Coding region: 1-927 (308 amino acids)
Biological process (GO): regulation of transcription by RNA polymerase II; sex differentiation
Cellular component (GO): nucleus
Molecular function (GO): DNA-binding transcription factor activity, RNA polymerase II-specific; RNA polymerase II cis-regulatory region sequence-specific DNA binding
Source: RefSeq, a predicted model, not a curated record
AUGGCAAAUAUUCCAACGGCACCACAUGAUCGAAUAACCGCAGAAAAAGUCGCGCGUAGCCCAAAGUGCGCCAGAUGUCGGAACCACGGCUUCGUCGUGGCGUUAAAAGGCCAUUCGGACAAAUGUCAGUUCAGGUCGUGUUUGUGCUGGAAGUGCUCUCUAAUCGUCGAGAGGACGAAAAUCCUGGCGUCUCAAAGACGCAUCAAAACCGUUCAUGGGAAUUAUUUAGCGAGCGCGGAGGCACAUCGUCCAGAACAUGCCGCUCAACCUGGCGAGGCAACGGACUCCGCGGGAAAUAGUACUUCAAGUAACGGAGUAAACGGUGAAACCGGCGUCAGUGCGGUUAAAUCGCCCGUUCGUCGAGCUGACACUGACGGUAAAACAUACAGGGAACUCCGAGCACCGGUGAUCGCUGAUGUUAGUUCCAGUGCUGAUCACUGUGAAGUGAAGACACCGGCGGGACUGAGCGCUCCAGAACCACCCCCUUUUCCAGGAGAGUACAGAAUUACAGAGGCGAUUCCAAGGCACAUUUAUCCAGGAGAGAUGUUUGCAAUACCUUUUCCUGUAUACCCGCAUUACCCGGACAGAUACAUGUACCCCGCUGUGUUGGUGACUGUGAGAUCAACCGCACCAGGAACCUUCAGGAAGCCCAUUGUGUUUCUCCCCUCAUCACCAGGUGCACUGUCUCACCCACUGGACACUUGUGAAUCGCAUGUGCCACUUUAUAGUCCGUACCCUCCAUAUCCAGAGGUUAGGGAUGAACACGGGCCAAGACCUCAGCACCACCCACAGUCUCACAUGGAUGGAGAACAAAUAACAUCUAAAGUUCCACCUCAGGCUGGAUGUAUAUCAGAAGGUCAAGUUUGUGGUAUCCAUGAAGCAGACUUUGUACCUGUUGGUAGUCCUUCCACAAACAGCACCCCAUGAAGCAGACAAGACCUUCAGCCCUUUUUUUGACCAAAGCUACAUCUUUUGUCUUUUUUGUAUGUUAACACGUGCAUUCAGUGUACACUGUUUACUUUGUAAAACCCAAAGUAUUAGUUCUUAUAGUCCUUUUAAUGGCAGCUAUAAUGCAUGUUCAUUACAGUGAUGUUGAUGAAUCCAUGAUAUGUGUAAGACACCUAAAAUCAAUGUUGUUUUUUUAUUGUUCCAGUAGAAGCAACAGUUUGUUUUUACACUACUAUUAGUUGAUUACUGAAUCGAUAAUGAUAUCAGUAGUCAUUGCCUGUUGCACUAGUUUUACAUAUAAUUGUAAAUCCAACCAAUUAAGUUAGAAAGUUGAAUGUCACAAGCAGUUAUGCUUCUUAUCAUACAGCCUUUACUUGUUUUUGUUUUUUAAGAGAACUGGUCCAGGAUUAUAUGUGUUGUUUUCCUAACUCUUGAAAAGGCUUUGAUGAAUAAAUUCUGUUCAGUUCUGAUGAUUUUGUGUCUUUCUGAACUUAACUGAUGCAACUCAGUAUCUUCAAUUAACACAUUUUGCCCUUGUAACUCAGACUGCCAUCAGUCUUGUCCUGUUUGCACUCUGGAUAACAAACAUUAAAAUUUCCAGAAUGAACAUCUUGCUUAAUUUGCUCAUCUGAUCUCUGAUGGCAUAUGCACUACACUGUCUGAAUACUCCAAA